AUGUAUCCCAGUUCUCUUCAAAAACAUAAAAGGACACAUACUGGAAAGAAGCCCUAUGAAUGUAAAGUAUGUGGUAAAGCCUUUAGUUCUUCCAGUCAAGUUCAAGUGCAUGGAAGAGCUCACACUGGAGAAAAACCCUAUGAAUGUAAAACAUGCGGUAAAGCCUUCAGCUCUUCCAGUUAUGUUCAAAUACAUGAAAGAAUUCACACUGGAGUGAAACCCUAUAAGUGUAAAAUCUGUAGCAAAGCAUUCACGUAUCCCACUUCUCUUCAAAAGUGUAAAAGGACACAUACUGGAGAGAAACCCUAUGAGUGCAAACAAUGUGAUAAAGCCUUCGGAGAGCACAGUUCUCUGCAAAAACAUGAGAGAACACAUACUGGAGAGAAACCCUAUGAAUAUAGACAGUGUGGGGAAGCCUUCCGUUUUCAUGAGGAUUUCCAGAUGCAUAAAGGAACUCACACUGCAGAGACACUAUGA
Messenger RNA from Myotis daubentonii (Daubenton's bat), 477 nucleotides. Its product is annotated as zinc finger protein 625-like. Bases 1 to 477 code for a protein of 158 amino acids. NCBI's taxonomy places the organism in Eukaryota, Metazoa, Chordata, Mammalia, Chiroptera, Vespertilionidae. The transcript has a single exon. The record is from RefSeq and is a predicted model, not a curated record.